GGUGACAAUAGCCACUGAACACUCAGACAAGUCCAUGGCCGCCAUUAGAGAUGAGUGGAAGAUCCAAUUUUCUCGAUUCUUUAACAAUCCUGCUCUCUCCUCCACCUGUUCUUCCUCUACUAUUCACCCUGACCUCAUCAGAAAAACAAGAAGUUUACGCAGAGGUACCUGGAUUUCCUCUUCUUCUGCUUCCCUGCAACUUCUCACCGAUCACUCCACUUCUCAAGCCAUCCUGAUCGUCCGUUCCGGAGGAAGGAUCCAUGAAGAGCACUUCAUUUCCAAGCUGCUUUUCUCUUGGCCUCAGGUAUCGUGUGUCUCUGGAUUUCCUGCCAGGGGUAGCAGAGUUGUAUUCGUGAGCUAUAAAGAUUGUGUUAGCCAGGUUCAGAAGUUUGCCUUGCGGUUUUCAACAAUUUACGAAACUGAAAGAUUCAUAAAUGCUUUAAAGGAUAUCUUGAAGGAUGUGGAGGACGUUGAGCUUCUCAGUAGUGGCUUUGUAACUGAAGUUUCAUCACAAUCUGAGUUUGUUUCUUCUAAUAUACCUCCCUAUAGAAUUAGUGAGGAAUUGAGUGUUCCUGUUCACUCGCACUAUUCUUUGUUGCCCCCCAGCUCGAACCAUGAAGUUGAGCAGCACUCACGUUCUCAGGAAACUGCAGUUAAUCAUAAUUGUGAAGGCACUUUCGUGGACAUGCCACCCAGCUUCACAUCAUUAUUAACUAACUGUUGCUCUGAGACGCAAGCUGCAGCACAACCAACUACAACUGAGGAAAUGGAUCUCAAAUCCCAAAUUGCGAGAUACAUGGAAGACUCUUCAUUCCAAGAUAUGUUGUUUAAAGUAGAGAAAGUUAUCAGUGAAAUGGGAGAUGAUUUGAUGCUGUAAUCAUCUGUGGCUCCGAGUACUCGUUUAAAGCAGUUCCCGCCUUUUUUCUCUGGUUUAUUGAUUUAGCUUUUUGGAUAUAUAACCUGGUUCAUCUUCAUUGUAACCGUUAUCCUGCUCUCUCUCCAUGGAAGCCUGUUUUCAAUGGUGUUACUUGGACAGCAAACUUCUGUUUCUUCUGCUGAAAUUUUGCUUCAUUUCCCAUUA
Vitis riparia (riverbank grape) is the source of this 1081-nucleotide messenger RNA. RefSeq names its product protein POOR HOMOLOGOUS SYNAPSIS 1. The record is from RefSeq and is a predicted model, not a curated record. Lineage: Eukaryota; Viridiplantae; Streptophyta; Magnoliopsida; Vitales; Vitaceae. The coding region runs from base 35 to 877 and encodes 280 amino acids. The transcript is spliced from 8 exons.